AUGACGCUCAAUGUGUGCUCUCACUUGAUUAUCGCUGCUGUUCCCCUCUUUCCCUCUCGUCCCUUCCCUCUCCCAUUGCUUUCCUCCCCUCUUCGCCAGCUUCUAAUCGCUGCUGACGACUGGUCAACCCAUGCCCAAGGCGUCCCAGGAACCACACGGUACCGCAUUGCAAACCUUCCGAGCCAAACCGGCCCAGGCGUGUACGAGCUCGGGGUCCUGCCGAACCGGGUGGUUCGGCGGCAGCGGCGGCUGCAGGGGUUGCCGGUGCGGGUGGUGUAUGUGGGGCAUUCGGAGAGUGUGAGGAGCAGGAUGCAGCAGUAUGGGCAGUCAGGGUCGCACCUAAAAGAACUCUUUGAAGGCGUGUUUGCGGAAGACUAUUCCCUCAUUUUCCGCUGGACUCCUGUAAGCCGUGCUGUGGGACUGUAUGCCCUCACCUUCCACUGGACCACUCACCUGAGGGAGCUCUUUGAAUGGGUCUUCGCACAGGACUAUGCCCUCACCUUCCGCUGGACCCCUGCUGUUACAAAGGCAGAAGCAGCAGCAACGGAAACCCUCCUCCUCUCUUCCUUCGACUAUGUCUGGAAUGUCUGCAACGACCACCACAACCGCCUCUUGACUAUCAUCCCUUGGUGCCCGUUUGCUACAAUCCCCAUCCUAAUUCCUCUCUCCCCUCUUUCCCAGGCGACCACAAAGGCAGAAGCAGCGGCAACGGAAACCCUGCUGCUCUCUUCCUUCGACUAUGUCUGGAACGUCUGCAACAACCACCACCGCCGUCACGACCGCCUCUUGACCAAGCUGCAAGUCGGGUCCUCCUUCUCUCGCCGUGUUGCAGUUGCGUUCCCCUUCCUUCCCGUCGCUCGACUCGUCACUCCUGUGGCUGUUGGGCCUUCUAUCUCCCUCGCUUCUGCUGCUGCGGCGGCGGCGGCUGCUCCCCUUCCUGAUUCACCUACUGCCUCCGGUGCUGUUUCUCCUUCUGCCACCCGCCAUUCAAAUCACUAUGCUGCUAAGCCCCAGGACAGACAACCGCAGGACAGACCACUGGCUAGACCAACAGACAAAACUCCUGACAGAUCACCUCACAGAACACCUGAGAAAAGACAAGAGGACUCUGCGAUUAAGGUCUGCGGAGCACCGCUCUCUCAAGGGGGGAUUUGUAGGCAGGCAGCAGUGGAAGGGCGAGUGCGGUGUGCCGAGCACAAGGGCAUGAGGGUAAAGGCAAGCCCUGAAGUUUCUGAAGCGCCUGAACAGGCGCCUCAAAAGCCGUCCUCCCCUCUCUCGGAAAGUGCCUUCAAAGUUUCUGAGGCGUCUCAACAGGUUCCCCUGAAGGUGCCACAUCAAAAGGUGGAUCAAAACAAGAAGGUGCCUCGAAAUUCUGCUAGGGAUGUGGGUGCUGCUGUGGCGUGCGGGGCGCCGGUUAAUGGUGGAGGAACUUGCCAGGAAGCUGCUGUGAAGGGUAGAGUAAGGUGUGUAGCGCAUAAGGGAAUCCGUGUCAAAGGGAGAGCUGGCCUGUGA
This is a messenger RNA of Closterium sp. Naga37s-1, 1512 nucleotides long. The record is from the annotation of a GenBank genome assembly. NCBI's taxonomy places the organism in Eukaryota, Viridiplantae, Streptophyta, Zygnematophyceae, Desmidiales, Closteriaceae.